CUCAUCCUCUCCCUUGUACACAGUGUGAUAGAUGGCUGGUUCUCAGUUCUCUAUGGGACCUUGGUUUGGGGCUCUCCCAACUCUGCAGUUUAUUAAGCACAUCGCUUCUCAUCUCUGGACCUCUGUGACCACAUCAGAGGUUCCCUCCAACCAGUUAAUUCUGAUACUCAUUUAGAACUCUCAUGGCUGAGCUGGGGACGGGUAAGUGAAGUCCAGAACUGGGUUGAGAUGCUGGCCUCAUUCCUGUCCAUCUAAGCUUCUGAAAAUCCUUCAGGGAUGGAGAACUUGGAUCUUCCAUUCUUUUUUUGGUCCCGGGGAUCGAACUUGGGAACUUGCGCUUUCGAGGCAGGUGGUGGAACCACUGAGCUAAUCCCCAGCCCCUGGAUCUUCCGUUGUAAAGCCAGAGGAUUGAGUUCCACUUGGCAGAAACAGAAAUGGGUGUUUCUUAUAAUAAAAGCUGCAUCAGUUGAACUUGCAGUGCCAAGAUGCUGUAGUAUCCAGGCAUGCUCAGCAGUCUGUGUCCUGUAUGGCUGAAGAAAAGUGAAGCACAGAAGUCACCUGCCUGCAAGACAGAGAUUCUCUUCUUUUUGGGGACUCCUAAGGCAUCCUUGUUGUCUACAGCCUGUCAGAGCAGGGUCAUAACAGAGCUAUAGACUUACACCCUUGUAGCAGGUUUCAGUCUCACCCACCCCUUAAAGAGAGAAACAACCAGUGGAGGUAAAUGACAAAGCAUGUGACCCUGGAAACUCUUGGGUCUAGAUAAUUAUCUUUAUCCAAGUUCUUCCAACAGCUUGUCUAACCCAACCUCAAGUGUGUUCCUUUAUUUCUCACAGAAGGGAUAAAACAGCACUAUAUUACUACCACUGCAUUGCUCUUCUUCAAGAUCUCCUUCAACCACAUCACAACCCAAAGUGUAGAAAAAGCUGUAUCCCCAUGAGAUGAGAGCUGACAAGCUCCUUGGCCUUUCAGUUUAUAUAAAGUGACAUCAGAGGUGGCAGAUGGAAUCAGGGAGUCAACACAGUGUAGGAAAUGUAAGGGUUGGCUGUCCUAUCUUCAAGGGUUUGCAGUUCUUUCUUGAUGGGCAUAGUGGUGCAUACCUGUAAUCUCAUCACUCGGAGGCUGAGACGGGAGGAUCACAAAUUCAAGCCUAGCUGGGCAGUUUAUUUAGCCUAGCUAAUUAGCUAAUUGGCUCAAUUUAGCAAUCGAAAACCUGUCUCAACUAAAAAGGGUAGGGGGAGAUGUAGCUCAGUGCAGUCCCUGGGAUCAAUCCCCAGUACCACAAAAGGGAGGGGCAAUUUGCCGUUCUUAUGGGGAAGGGGAAAUUGUGUACUGAAGGAAGAUGUAACCUUUUAUCUCCUGUUAACUAAACCAUCUACCUGAUGGUUAAACCCUCACUCUUUGAGCCCCUCAGAUGGAAAUCCUAGCCUGUCUUUUAGUAACUAUUACAAUUCCCUUCAUCUUGUGAACAAGAUUUUAGAGGAACGGGAGCAGGGGGGAUUCAUAAGGAACAAAGCAGUACUACAGAUUCUUCAUUUCCUUACAGGGUAGCACGUACCCUCUGUCUGCCCACAGAUGGGAAAGCAAUCUUAUGUGGCUGAUAGGAGGGCCCAAAGAAUUCAAAUGACCCUCCAGCAGGUUUCAGCCCUUUCCUGGCAUAAAGGCUUGAGGCUAGAUGAGUGCUUGAGGAUAGAUAUAUAUUAAAACAUGGGGCUACUAAAAAACAGUGGCUGAGAAGGUAAGUCUAGUCCUUAAAGUAGGCCUAGGGAAAAUAGAACUGGGGAGGUUUUUGAACUUUAGGGAAAGGGUAUGGGCAAAUCUGUUUAUAGUUCAUCUUGACUUUACCUUUAGAUACCUAAAUUCCCCUCAAAUGAGUAUGUAGCAUGAGCAGAAACUGUCCCUUCGUGACGAUCCAGUGUUCAUCAUAGAUGAACAAUCAAAAUCAAAGAAGAGCAGCUCUGGGGGAUGGGAGGAGUUAGGGUCUGGCCCUGCCCUAGACCUCCCGUGUCCAAUUUCUCCAUGUCAGCUGUGCUGCUCAGCUGUCCACUUUCUUCCAGCCCUGUCAUUUCAGCUCUGACACCAAGCCGAGAGGCUAGGAGGCCUACAAAUACCGUCUGGGUAGCUGGUGUGAGUACGAAGGGUACUGGGGGGGCUUAGCCCCCAAGGAAGAAGCUCAGUCUUACCCUAGUACCAUCAGCAAGGCCUCAGGCCCUCCUUCCUCCUCCUACAGACUGUGGACUGAUUUAGGGAAUCCCAAACGAUGACAGAGGUGCUAGAGUCUCCUAAGCCCUCCUUGCCAGCAGAGACUCCGCAAAGUGGGCUACAGCGACUAAAGCAGUUGUUCAGGAAGGAGUCUCCAGAAACAAAAGAGAUGGAGCUUCCCCCAGAGCCCCAGGCCAAUGGUGAGGCAGUGGGAGCCGGGGGUGGACCCAUCUACUAUAUCUAUGAGGAAGAAGAAGAGGAGGAGGAGGAGGAGCCACCCCCAGAACCUCCUAAGCUUGUCAAUGACAAGCCCCACAAAUUCAAAGAUCAUUUCUUCAAGAAGCCAAAGUUCUGUGAUGUCUGUGCCCGGAUGAUCGUGCUCAAUAACAAAUUUGGGCUCCGCUGUAAGAACUGCAAAACCAACAUCCAUGAGCACUGUCAGUCCUAUGUGGAGAUGCAAAGAUGCUUCGGCAAGAUCCCACCUGGUUUCCGUCGGGCCUAUAGCUCCCCACUCUACAGCAACCAGCAGUACGCUUGUGUCAAAGAUCCCUCUGCUGCCAAUCGAAAUGACCCUGUGUUUGAAACCCUGCGUACUGGGGUGAUCAUGGCAAACAAGGAACGGAAGAAGGGACAGGCAGAUAAGAAAAAUCUUCUAACAGCCAUGAUGGAGGAGGAGCCAGAAUCAGCCAAGCCAGAGGAAGGCAAAGCCCAGGAUGGAAACCCUGAAGGGAACAAGAAGGCUGAGAAGAAGACUCCUGAUGACAAACACAAGCAACCUGGCUUCCAGCAAUCUCACUACUUUGUGGCUCUCUAUCGGUUCAAAGCCCUGGAGAAGGAUGAUCUGGACUUCCCGCCAGGAGAGAAGAUCAUAGUCAUUGAUGACUCCAACGAGGAGUGGUGGCGGGGGAAGAUUGGGGAGAAGGUCGGAUUUUUCCCACCAAACUUCAUCAUUCGCGUCCGGGCUGGAGAACGUGUGCACCGUGUAACAAGAUCCUUCGUGGGGAACCGCGAGAUAGGGCAGAUCACUCUCAAGAAGGACCAGAUCGUGGUGCAGAAGGGAGAUGAAGCUGGCGGCUACGUCAAGGUCUACACCGGCCGCAAGGUGGGGCUGUUCCCCACCGACUUCCUGGAGGAGAUUUAGGCUUGCGGGCGUCUGCAGGCAGGAGACACUCACCCAUUCCCCGUUCUGGGCGGGCCCAGUGGAGGCUGGGGAGGAAAGGGGCGAAAGCAACUAAGACUGCUGCUUGGGGGAGGCCCACCAGUGCAAGACGGAGUUUCUGGGAAGGGACUGGUUCCCGCCUCCGUCUCCCAGCCUAGGGCCUCGAAUACCUGGUGUCCAGGGCAGCCUUCACCCGCAACCCCUCAAGUCCAGCCUGCAAGAGCUGGAAAAGGAAUGUUUCUCCAGUAAGAUGCGCCGAGGGGUGUCGUGGGGACGAG
Heterocephalus glaber (naked mole-rat) is the source of this 3636-nucleotide messenger RNA. RefSeq names its product SH3 and cysteine rich domain 3 (gene Stac3). The record is from RefSeq and is a predicted model, not a curated record. Gene Ontology annotation, biological process: positive regulation of protein localization to plasma membrane; skeletal muscle contraction; positive regulation of voltage-gated calcium channel activity. NCBI's taxonomy places the organism in Eukaryota, Metazoa, Chordata, Mammalia, Rodentia, Bathyergidae. Gene Ontology annotation, molecular function: protein binding.